GCAAAUGUUUAAAUGACUUACAAACUGACCACACCUCCUUAGAAGAAGUCAGGCUAGGCUACUCAAUCAACGUUGAAGCACCGGGUGAAAGUUUUUACAUUGAUAGAAAACAGCAUAUAAUACCGACAAUUAAAUUAACCCUCUUUAGAUUUAUAAGUAUGAUAUUACGUUUGAGUUUCACCUGAGCUCGUGACACUCCUUGCUUAGCUCCUCAAGCUUUCCGUGUAAGGUGGAUUUCUCAAUCAGGAAGUAAUAUCAAGUUAAAAUGGGGAGUAAGGAGCGCUACCACUGGCAGACCCAGAAUGUUAAGAUCAGCGGGGUGGACGACAUGGUCCUGCUGUCCAAGAUCAACGAGGAUGCCAUCACUGACAACCUCAAGAAGAGAUACAUGGACGACUACAUCUUCACCUACAUAGGGUCGGUGCUGAUCUCUGUCAACCCCUUUAAACAGCUGCCCUACUUCACCGACAGAGAGGUGGAGCUCUACCAGGGAGCUGCCCAGUAUGAGAACCCCCCUCACAUCUACGCCCUGGCUGACAACAUGUACCGUAACAUGAUGAUCGACUGUGAGAACCAGUGUGUCAUCAUCAGUGGGGAGAGUGGAGCAGGAAAGACCGUAGCAGCAAAAUACAUAAUGGGUUACAUCUCCAAGGUGUCGGGCGGAGGUCCCAAAGUCCAGCACGUAAAAGACAUCAUCCUCCAAUCCAACCCUCUCCUGGAGGCCUUUGGGAAUGCCAAGACUGUGCGCAACAAUAACUCUAGUCGCUUUGGGAAGUACUUUGAGAUCCAGUUCAGCCGUGGAGGAGAGCCAGACGGAGGGAAGAUCUCCAACUUCCUGUUGGAGAAGUCCAGGGUGGUGUCACAGAACCAGGGAGAGAGGAACUUCCACAUCUACUACCAGCUCCUGGGGGGCGCCACUAAAGAGAUGAGGGAGAACCUUGGUGUCACCACACCUGACUACUACCUCUACCUGAACCAGUCUGGCACCUACACCGUGGAGGAUGUCAACGAUAAGAAGGAAUUCUCUGACACCAUGGAGGCCAUGUUAGUGGUGGGCCUGUCUGUAGAUGAUCAGGACAUGGUGCUGCAGAUUGUAGCAGGCAUCCUGCAUCUGGGUAACAUCGCCUUCAGAGAGGAGGGAAACUAUGCUGUGGUGGAGAGUGAGGACUUCCUGGCGUUCCCGGCCUACCUGUUGGGAAUCUCCCAGGAGGGUCUGAAAAACAAGCUGACCAGCCGGAUCAUGGACAGCAAGUGGGGAGGCAAGACGGAGAGCAUCGCUGUCACCCUGAACACAGAGCAGGCCUCCUUCACACGGGACGCCCUCUCCAAAGCCCUCUACUCACGCCUGUUUGACUUUCUUGUGGAUUCUAUCAACAAAGCCAUACAGAAAGACCAUGAGGAAUUCAACAUCGGAGUGCUGGACAUCUAUGGCUUUGAAAUCUUCCAGAAAAACGGCUUUGAGCAGUUCUGCAUCAACUUUGUGAAUGAGAAACUGCAGCAGAUUUUCAUUGAGCUCACGUUAAAAGCUGAGCAGGAGGAGUAUGUGCAGGAAGGGAUCAAGUGGACACCAAUCGAGUACUUUAACAACAAAAUCGUGUGUGACCUCAUUGAGUCCAAACUGAACCCCCCAGGCAUCAUGAGUAUCUUGGACGAUGUGUGUGCCACCAUGCAUGCUAAGGGGGAGGGUGCAGACCAGACCCUGAUCCAGAAGCUACAAGCGGGAAUCAGCUCCCAUGAGCACUUCAACAGCUGGAAUAAAGGCUUCAUAGUGCACCACUACGCUGGCAAGGUGUCCUAUGACGUCAGUGGCUUCUGUGAGAGGAACAGAGAUGUGCUCUUCAACGACAUCAUUGAGCUGAUGCAGAGCAGUGAAUUUGCCUUCAUAAAAACCCUUUUCCCAGAAAACCUAGAGGCAGAGAAAAAGGGCCGUCCUACCACCGCCAGUAGCAAGAUCAAGAAACAAGCCAACAACCUGGUCCAGACCCUGAUGAAGUGCACCCCCCACUACAUCCGCUGUAUCAAGCCCAACGAGACCAAGAAGCCUCGGGACUGGGAGGACACUCGGGCCAAACACCAGGUGGAGUACCUGGGCCUGCGGGAGAACAUUCGUGUGCGCCGCGCCGGGUACGCAUUCCGCCGAGCCUUUGCCAAGUUCCUGCAGAGGUACGCCAUCCUGACCAGGGAGACAUGGCCCCGGUGGACAGGGGAGGAGAGGAAGGGGGUUCUCCACCUCCUCCGCUCUGUCAACAUGGACCAGGACCAGUACCAGCUGGGAAAGACUAAGAUCUUCAUCAAGGCCCCAGAAUCAUUGUUCUUGCUGGAGGAGAUGAGGGAAAGGAAAUAUAACGGAUAUGCUCGGGCCAUCCAGAAGGCCUGGCGCAAACACAUCGCCGUCCGCAAGUACGUCAAGAUGAGAGAGGAAGCCUCAGACAUCCUACUGAAUAAGAAGGAGAGGAGGAGGAACAGUUCAGUACUGUAUCACACUGUGUCGUGUCCUGUAGCCUCAGACAUCCUACUGAAUAAGAAGGAGAGGAGGAGGAACAGUUCAGUACUGUAUCACACUGUGUCGUGUCCUGUAGCCUCAGACAUCCUACUGAAUAAGAAGGAGAGGAGGAGGAACAGUUCAGUACUGUAUCACACUGUGUCGUGUCCUGUAGCCUCAGACAUCCUACUGAAUAAGAAGGAGAGGAGGAGGAACAGUUCAGUACUGUAUCACACUGUGUCGUGUCCUGUAGCCUCAGACAUCCUACUGAAUAAGAAGGAGAGGAGGAGGAACAGUUCAGUACUGUAUCACACUGUGUCGUGUCCUGUAGCCUCAGACAUCCUACUGAAUAAGAAGGAGAGGAGGAGGAACAGUUCAGUACUGUAUCACACUGUGUCGUGUCCUGUAGCCUCAGACAUCCUACUGAAUAAGAAGGAGAGGAGGAGGAACAGUUCAGUACUGUAUCACACUGUGUCGUGUCCUGUAGCCUCAGACAUCCUACUGAAUAAGAAGGAGAGGAGGAGGAACAGUUCAGUACUGUAUCACACUGUGUCGUGUCCUGUAGCCUCAGACAUCCUACUGAAUAAGAAGGAGAGGAGGAGGAACAGUUCAGUACUGUAUCACACUGUGUCGUGUCCUGUAGCCUCAGACAUCCUACUGAAUAAGAAGGAGAGGAGGAGGAACAGUUCAGUACUGUAUCACACUGUGUCGUGUCCUGUAGCCUCAGACAUCCUACUGAAUAAGAAGGAGAGGAGGAGGAACAGUUCAGUACUGUAUCACACUGUGUCGUGUCCUGUAGCCUCAGACAUCCUACUGAAUAAGAAGGAGAGGAGGAGGAACAGUUCAGUACUGUAUCACACUGUGUCGUGUCCUGUAGCCUCAGACAUCCUACUGAAUAAGAAGGAGAGGAGGAGGAACAGUUCAGUACUGUAUCACACUGUGUCGUGUCCUGUAGCCUCAGACAUCCUACUGAAUAAGAAGGAGAGGAGGAGGAACAGUUCAGUACUGUAUCACACUGUGUCGUGUCCUGUAGCCUCAGACAUCCUACUGAAUAAGAAGGAGAGGAGGAGGAACAGUUCAGUACUGUAUCACACUGUGUCGUGUCCUGUAGCCUCAGACAUCCUACUGAAUAAGAAGGAGAGGAGGAGGAACAGUUCAGUACUGUAUCACACUGUGUCGUGUCCUGUAGCCUCAGACAUCCUACUGAAUAAGAAGGAGAGGAGGAGGAACAGUUCAGUACUGUAUCACACUGUGUCGUGUCCUGUAGCCUCAGACAUCCUACUGAAUAAGAAGGAGAGGAGGAGGAACAGUUCAGUACUGUAUCACACUGUGUCGUGUCCUGUAGCCUCAGACAUCCUACUGAAUAAGAAGGAGAGGAGGAGGAACAGUUCAGUACUGUAUCACACUGUGUCGUGUCCUGUAGCCUCAGACAUCCUACUGAAUAAGAAGGAGAGGAGGAGGAACAGUUCAGUACUGUAUCACACUGUGUCGUGUCCUGUAGCCUCAGACAUCCUACUGAAUAAGAAGGAGAGGAGGAGGAACAGUUCAGUACUGUAUCACACUGUGUCGUGUCCUGUAGCCUCAGACAUCCUACUGAAUAAGAAGGAGAGGAGGAGGAACAGUUCAGUACUGUAUCACACUGUGUCGUGUCCUGUAGCCUCAGACAUCCUACUGAAUAAGAAGGAGAGGAGGAGGAACAGUUCAGUACUGUAUCACACUGUGUCGUGUCCUGUAGCCUCAGACAUCCUACUGAAUAAGAAGGAGAGGAGGAGGAACAGUUCAGUACUGUAUCACACUGUGUCGUGUCCUGUAGCCUCAGACAUCCUACUGAAUAAGAAGGAGAGGAGGAGGAACAGUUCAGUACUGUAUCACACUGUGUCGUGUCCUGUAGCCUCAGACAUCCUACUGAAUAAGAAGGAGAGGAGGAGGAACAGUUCAGUACUGUAUCACACUGUGUCGUGUCCUGUAGCCUCAGACAUCCUACUGAAUAAGAAGGAGAGGAGGAGGAACAGUUCAGUACUGUAUCACACUGUGUCGUGUCCUGUAGCCUCAGACAUCCUACUGAAUAAGAAGGAGAGGAGGAGGAACAGUUCAGUACUGUAUCACACUGUGUCGUGUCCUGUAGCCUCAGACAUCCUACUGAAUAAGAAGGAGAGGAGGAGGAACAGUUCAGUACUGUAUCACACUGUGUCGUGUCCUGUAGCCUCAGACAUCCUACUGAAUAAGAAGGAGAGGAGGAGGAACAGUUCAGUACUGUAUCACACUGUGUCGUGUCCUGUAGCCUCAGACAUCCUACUGAAUAAGAAGGAGAGGAGGAGGAACAGUUCAGUACUGUAUCACACUGUGUCGUGUCCUGUAGCCUCAGACAUCCUACUGAAUAAGAAGGAGAGGAGGAGGAACAGUUCAGUACUGUAUCACACUGUGUCGUGUCCUGUAGCCUCAGACAUCCUACUGAAUAAGAAGGAGAGGAGGAGGAACAGUCUCAACAGGAACUUUGUGGGCGACUACAUCGGCACCAACAACCACCCCGAGAUCCGGCAGUUCGUGGGCCGCCGGGAGAAGAUCGAUUUUGCAGAUGUGGUUGCCAAAUAUGACCGCAGGUUUAGGACUGUGAAGCGUGACCUCAUCCUGACCCCUAAGUUCCUGUAUCUGAUUGGUCGGGAGAAGGUGAAGCAGGGACCAGAUAAGGGGCAGAUCCACGAGGUUCUGAAGAGACAGAUAGAAGUGGAGAAGAUUCAGUCAGUCUCUCUCAGCACCCUGCAGGAUGACUUCUUCAUCAUCCACGAGGAGCAUUACGACAGUGUCCUUCAGUGCAUCUUCAAGACGGAGUUCCUCAGUCUGCUCUACAAACGUUAUGAUGAGAAGACCCAGAGGAAGCUACCGCUCAAGUUCAACAACCUACUGGAGUUUAAGGUGAAGAAGGGAGGUUGGGGGCCGUUCUCAGCGGCUGGCUCCAGGCAGAUCCAGUUCCAGCCGGGCCAAGGAGAAGAGGCGGUUGUGAAGCCCAGCAGCAAGGUCCUCAUAGUCACCAUCGGACCUGGGCUCCCCAAGAACUCCAGACCGACCCGCAGGGACAACAGGAAAAGUCGCUACAUGGGAAACCAGACUCCAGGCUCAGGACAGCAGUCACAAGGCGCCCCCAGGGGCAGAGGCCGAGGUGGGGGUGGUGGUCAGCGGGGUGGGCCGCCCUCGUCCAGGGCUUCCAGGGUCUCUCUGCUCCGCCGACAGUCCAGUAUGGAGCAGCCCACACUACCACGACAACAGGGGUCCCGGCAGACCAACAACCGCUCCAACAACCAGAGCCAGGCAGACACCGCUUUCAUGAACGUGCCUGACCAGGGAGUGGCUGGUCUUCAUCGUAGACGCUCGAAGGAGGUCAAGCCUUCCCCAGGAGCGGGCCGCCCCAAGCCUGCCCCCAAGCCCAAGCCUCGCUCCCCAGAAUGCCGAGCGCUGUAUGCUUACGAUGCCCAGGACACUGAUGAGCUGAGCUUCAAUGCGGAGGAUGUCAUUGAAAUCCUCACUGAAGAUCCAUCAGGCUGGUGGUACGGUCGUCUUCGCGGGAGGGAAGGCAUGUUUCCUGGGAAUUAUGUGAAGAAGAUUUAGGCUGGAGCGAUGAGGGACUUGUCUAAAGGUAGAAUAUCUUGACUGGAUCAAGGGACAUAAGAUCUAGAAUGAAGGGAUGAGGGACAUGUCCAAUGAGAGAAGAUAUAGAAUGAAGCGAUGAGGGACAUGUCCAAUGAGAGAAGAUCUAGAAUGAAGCGAUGAGGGACAUGUCCAAUGAGAGAAGAUCUAGAAUGAAGCGAUGAGGGACAUGUCCAAUGAGAGAAGAUCUAGAAUGAAGCGAUGAGGGACAUGUUCAAUGAGAGCGAGGAGUCAGGUGGCAACAGUAGAAUUACAACCAUACCAAGUGCAUUACUACAGAGACAAAACAAAAAGCAUAAUUAAAGCAUUUCUCCAUGCCAUCUCUCUUUGGAGUCAGAGACAAGGGAAUGUGAUGAUUUUUCCCAAGAUGGUUUGAAGUGCAAAUACUAACUUUUAUCAAUGGAUUUUAUCGUUUUAGCUUUUUUUUUUUAAGGCUGAACGAAUAGACUUUUUGUUUUAUCCAGCAUCUUUUUAUAGACAUUUACCUGAAGUGUUCAAAUAAAUAUUAGUUUUAUUUGCUCCUUCACAUUUGUUUAAUACAUAGGACCAAAUGGCCAUAAUAAUCUCAGUUCAGGUGGAGUUGGGAUAGAAUGGGUAAUUACAAAAUAUUUUUGACAAGAUAUAUAUUGUAAAAUAUAUUAGUUGUGUAUUUUGUGACUCUCAAUGUCUUAGGUAGAUAUUUCACAAUUCUAUAUCAGUGAAGAUUUGUAAGGCAGGGUUUACACAGGCAGCCCAAUUCUGAUGUUUUACCCAAUUAUCGGCAAAAGAGCUGAUUUGAUUGGUCAAAAGACCAAUUCAUGGGAAAAUAAUCAGAAUUGGGCUGCCUGUGUAAACCCAGCCUUACCGAUCUUCACUGAUAUAGAAUUGUGAAAUAUCUACCUAAGAUGAUGAUGAACCAUAUAAGAUUUUAACAGAGCCUACCAUUCCCCAUGUUUUAUAAUAGGCUGCAUGGUACAUGUUAUUACCCAGAGAUGGGCUACAGUUGUCUGUUAAAAUAGAAAGAAAAGACAGUUGAUUGUUUGUCAACAGUUGACGUGUAAGGUCAUAAUGAACAAGGAAAAAAAAAAUAAAGAAUGUAAACCAUCAUA
Messenger RNA from Salmo salar (Atlantic salmon), 7212 nucleotides. Lineage: Eukaryota; Metazoa; Chordata; Actinopteri; Salmoniformes; Salmonidae. The record is from RefSeq and is a predicted model, not a curated record.